UCCCCUCCCUUCCUCGCCCCUCCCCCUCUCCUCCUCUUCCACAGCCGCCUGGAGCGCGAGGCCAAUAUGGAGCCUGAGGACCUGCCAUGGCCUGACGAGCUGGAGGAGGAGGACGAGGAGGAGGUGGAAGAGGAGGGGAGGGAAGAGAUGGAGAACGCAUCAGCGGCGGCGACCGAGGAAGCCCGGACCUCGGCGGCGAGUGGAAGACUGGAAGAGUUGGAAGAGGCGGGGCCCGAGGUGGACUUGGAUUUUAACAGCGAGUCCCAGCUGCAGGAGAGCACGGACGAAGAGGAGGACGAGCUGGCUAAAGCCUGGCUGCAGGCUCACCCUGACCGCCCUGGCGGAGCUUUCUGUACGCCCCCGUCUACACCUCCGCCUCCCCCUCCGCCUCUGUCCCCGCGGCACCUGUACACUCCCGUGGAGCAUCUAGGCAAGACUGAGGUUGUUUCACUGACUUGCCAUGCAUGGCCGCAGUCAUCAUAUCAAGAUAAUUCUAGAGCCCAGUUUCCCAACUCCAGUACAAUGCUGUUGGAAUCAGCACUCCAGUGGGGCCCCGAGGGGGAUCAGAGAGCAGAGUCUUGGCAUUGUCUUCCUCAAGAAAGUGAUUCUUCCCAGACCUUGGGUAUGUCGCAGACUGGGAUUGGCAUAGUAGAAGGAACAGAAGGAACAGACCUGUUCUCUCGGGAGGGAGGUGAAUCGGCUCAGUCACUGUGUCCAGUAAAGGAACCAACGCUGGAUCUCUUGUGUUCUCCAUUGCUAGUGAUACAGGAUAACUUUGCUGCUCCUGAUUUGCCUUUGCUGACAUGUUUGACACAAGACCAGGAUGUUGAGCCUGAUUCCUUGUUUCAACCAAGUGAACUAGAAUUUGCACCUUUGAGAGGGAUUCCUGAUAAGUCUGAAGAUACUGAAUGGCUUGCUCGACCUUCAGAAGUUAGUGAAGCUUUAAUCCAGGCCACCUCAGAAACAUCUUCAGACUUGGUUAACAGUUGCUUUAGUAUAUCUCAGCAUCCACUCACAGGUAGCACAACUUUUGGGUCUCAGCGCUCUCUUUUCUUGUUUGAACAAGAGAAUAAUGGAGAAACUGUACCAUCUAAUGCUCCUGAUGAACUGAAAAGCCCACAUGACCUGGAUCAUUUUGAUGCCCUGUAUUCAUAUAUGUCAUGGCCAACAGAAAAGGACACUCAGCAGCCAGAAGGCAACUUGGCUGAUAAAGACCAAGUUUCCACUUCAACUUUAUCUGAUAUUAGUGAUGAAAGUAUAGCUACAAAAAGAAACAACAGUUUUGGUGUUUCUUGUCCACAUAAUCAGUAUUGGAAACAGGAAGCCUUACAACAGACUGAAGCACGUUUAGCCAGUAAGGACCAUGCUUCCUUCCCAUGUGAAAUUAAUUCUCUUCCUAAUAAAAUGUACUCAUUUCUGAAGUGCUUGUUAAAAAGAGGAAAAGGGACUCCCUUUACUUCUGAUAAUCAUCUUGAGAAUGUUUGUUUAAGGACUCCAGAAGAAGAUGAGAUGAGUCAAAAGAAUGAUUCUUUGGAGGGUUUUGAAGGAAAUGAAGAUCUGCAGAAAGAAUUAUCUCAUUUUUUUAAACAAAAGGAGGCUAGAAAUACUUGGGCAUCUUCUCAGGUGCAUGCCAAGUAUCCAGAUAUAAAGUGUAUUGGGACUGUUACCGCCCCUGCUAGUCAAAAGCAAGGUGCAGAAGCACAUAUGCUCUGCAGAGGACUUGAUAUCUCUAAGCUGGGUAUUUCUGGUUGUCCUCUUUGGACAGUGAGAUCCAACUUGGAUGCAUCAGAGCAACUCUAUUUUCAAGAGGAAAGAAACCAAAAGACAACUUCUACUUUUGGUGAGGAAAAUGUUGAUGCUACUGAAAAUGUAGCCUUUGAGGCAAUUAUUGCCUCAAUUGAGUCUUCCAAUCAAGAGAGUCUUACAAGUGAGACCCAAACUGACAACACUGAACUGUUAGCAGAUGACAGUGAAGAGAAAGAACCCCUAAAACUAGAUCUUUCCCCAGUAACUUAUAAGGAUGAAAUCUCUUUCAUCAAUAAGCUUCAGCAUCUAAAAUACCAGUCUACUCCUGGGGUGUUUGAACCAGCAGAUUCAAAACUGUUGUAUAAAGAAGAUGAUACUAGCUCCCUUUAUCUGUAUCCAGAUUUAAAAUCACCCAUGAAUGCUCCUCAGAACAUGCUCAAUAAGCCCGUUUCUGUCAUUCUAGAGCUUAAGCCAUCUUUAAAUGAAAAGGCUUACAACCAGGCUGUUGGUCUUGAGGAAACACAGUUACCUUCAUUUCAAUAUGGUAUAAACAACCUUGACCUUACAGAGAAGGUAGGAUCUUCAGACAUUAGUUUUGCAAUGAAAAUAUCAACUUCAGAAUCUUGGGUUUUACAAGAUUUAAAGCAGCACACCUUUGAAGAAUUUGCAGAUUCCUCAGACUAUAAUUUGGAGAGCCUGCAGGGGAAGGCUGAAUCUGGUGUCCUUACUCUGUGUGGUGAUGCUAAGUACUCCAGCCUAUAUGAAAAUGCUGGUGCACACAGUGAAAGAAUUGCUGAAUUGCAAAAAGAGGUAGACUGUUCUAAUCCGGGCACUGGCCAGGCUUUUCCACCUUCAUUGUCUUCAUUUGUUCCUCAAGAACCAGCCAGUGAGUCAGAAGAUCAUUCCUCCAAUCUCAGGAUGUUGAGGGUUUCUCCUGAUACUCUUCUAACAACUCUUAGACAUUCAACAGGAUCUGUUGACCAGAAGAUUGGAACAGCAGUAGUCUCUUCUGUUUACUCACAGAAAAUAAAGCAUGGUAGUUUUCAUCAAGAAGAGUUGCCAGAUAGGCAUCUUACUGAAGAGAUUCAAAAAGUGUCACCUGCUCCUAGGCCAGUUGGUCAGAAGCCUGAGAUGCUACCAGUACAAUCUAGUUCUUACUCUAAAGGAAUGAAAUCUAUUUUCUAUCAACAUCCUCUGUCACACAGUCAUCAAGGCAAAGAGCCUCUAAAUGUUUCAGGUGUUUCUGGAUCAGCUGAGAAUAAAGCUUUUUACCAGCAAACACUGUCAGACAGUCUUCUGACUGAAGAAGUAGUGCCAGGUUUUAAUAUUCCCAGCCCAGGUGACCAGAAGACUCCUCUACCAUCAGAAUUCUCUCUUUCCUAUUCUCAUAGAGAAAAGAACCUGCCUGAAGAUAUGAAAGUUUCCACUGAUUCUGGAUCUGCUGACAAGAAGGCUGACAUUCCAACAGUGUCCUCUAGUACCUACCAACACAAAACGAAGCCUGGUAUUAUUUACCACCAAGUGUUGCCAGACAGUCAUGUACCUAUGGGCACUAGAAAAGUUGCAUUUGAAUCUGGACCAGCAGGCCAGAAGUCUGGGGUUUCUCACCCAUAUGGUGAGAUGCCCAGUGUUUUCUAUCAGCAGGAGUUCCCAGAUAGUUAUUCAGCAAAAAACCCUACAAAAACAUUUAUCCCAGGACCAGCUGACCAGAAGACUGAUGUAUCCACAGCCCCCCCUACUUCCUCUUCACACGCAGAGAAGCCUGUUUCCCCCUACCAGCCUACCUUGCCAGGUAGUCAUCUGCCUGAAGAUGUUUUCAAAACUUCUUCUGUUUGUAAGUCGUCUGAUGAGCUAUCUGGAAUAACAGCUCUAACCUCUGCUUUCUACUCAUAUAAAGGGAGACCCAAUAUUUCUCAGCAGAAGUUUCCAGACAGCCACCUAACUGAAGAGGCCCAGAAAAUAUCAGUUACAACUGGAACAGUACACCAGAGAACAGUGACACCAACAAUGUCUUCUACUUCCUUUGUACAAAAAGAAAAGCCUAAUAUUUUCUACCAACAGGCCCUGUCAGAUGGUGGUCUGUCUGAAGGGGAUCUGCAAGUUUCAGCUAUUCCUUGGCCAGCUGACCAGAACAUUGCUAUACCAACAGUAACUUCUGCUUCCUUCUCACAAAGAGAAAAGGCUCAGAUUUUCUACCAACAGACGCUGUCAGGUGGUCCUUUGCCUGGAGAGCCUGUGAAUGUUUUAGUCGCUCCUGGACCACCUGACCAGAACACUGGGGCACCAACAAUACCUCCUAGUUCUUACUUCCCUGGAGAAGAGUCCAUUAUUUUUUACCAAGCUGGCUUUCCAGGUAAUACUGUGUCUGCAAUGUCUUUUAAAGUUCCAAGGAUUUCUGGAUCAACAGAACAGACUAAUAUAACAACAGGACCAUCAGGUUCCUACUCAGUUGGAGAGAAGUCCAUUAUUUUCUACCAUCAGGCCUUGCCAGAUGGUCAUCUUCCUAAAGAAGCUUCUCCUGCACCAGCUGACCUGAAAACUGGGGAGCUACCAGUCUAUUCAGCUUCCUGUUCUGUUGGAGUAAAGCCUAUUAUUUUCUACCAGCAGCCUCUGUCCGAUAGUCACCUAACUAAAGAUCACAAAGAUUCAGUUAUUCCUGGACCAACUGACCAGAAGACUGGCAUACCAACAGUGCCUUCUACUUCCCAAUCAUAUAUAGAGAGGCGUACUGUUUCUUACCAGCAAGAAUUUCCAGAUCUUAGUGAAAAAACUUUGAAAGUUCUAGGUAGUGUUGGAUCCACUGAACAGAAAACUGAAAUACCAGUAGUGUCUUCUGCUCUCUUACACAGAGAGAAGCCUAGUACUUACCAGAAGGAUUUGUCAGAUUUUACUGAAGAAGCUUUGCAAAUUUUAGGUGUUUCUGAGGAAGCUUCUUCUGUCUCUUGCCAGAAGAAGUUACCAGAUCGUACUGAAGUAUUUUUGAAAUCAGUAGUCUGUGGCGCUGCUGAUCAGAAGACUGGGGCACAAAUAGUCUCCUCCUCAAGUAGAGAGAAACCCAGUGGUUUUCAUCAGCAGGAGUUGCCAAAUACUGGUGGGCAUGCAUCAUGUGCUUUUCAUCCUGAAGCAGUUGUCCAGAAGGUCGGGAAACUAAUAGAACCUUUAAGUUAUUUUCCACAGGGAGAGGCCCCUGCUUUGUCUCCACAGGAGUUGCCUCCUGGCCAUCUCACAGGAGCGGCUCUGAAGGGGUCAGAUUAUUCUGCGCUUGCAGCACAGACGCCUGGGACACCAGCAGGACCUUCCAGUUCCUACUCCCAUAAACAAAAGCUCAGUGAUUAUCAAAAGGCCUCACCAGAUCGUCAUCUAACUGAAAAUUUUUUGAAGGCUUCAACUGUUCCCGGGCUAUCUGAUCAGAAAAAGAAACCUGCAGUUUCAUCUGGUCCCUGCUCACACAAAGAGAAACACAAGAUUUCAGCUUCGGAUUUGCUGGAUGACCAGACGGCUGAGUUGCCAGCAGUUACUCAGAGGUCCUGUUUAUAUAGAGAGGAUCCUGCAGUUUCAACUGUGAUCAAACCAGAUGACCAAAAGAUUCCAUUCCCAACAACUUUUCAUGGCUCCUGUGCUCAAAAAGUAAAACCUGUUAUUUUCGUUCAAAAACAGUUACCAGACAGAGAUCAAAGUGAAGAUAUUCCGAGGAUUUCAACUGUCUCUGAACCAACUGUUGUAAACACAGUUUUACCAGUACUUCUGUCUGGUUCUUAUUCAUACAGAGAGAAGUCAGAUUCAUUUUACCCACAGAAGCUGCCAGAUAGGCAUUUAACUGAAGUUGAUCUGAAGGUUUCAGGCAGUCUUGGUCAAGCUGACCAGAUUUCUGGGUUACCUACAGUUUCUCCUGGUACUUAUUCACACAGUGAAAAGUGCCAUCUUGGCUCAGAACAUGUCCAAGAGCUGAUAGAUAAUUUGAAUUCUUCUGAGUCUUGUUGUCUCAGUGUGGAUAGUAUGCCCUCAAAUUCACAAAUUGAUGAUGGAGUUAUCAUAUGUAAGUCAGAAUCUUUAGGUUUUGCCAAUAUUGGCUGUGAGGAAAUCCAGGAUAUAGAUCAUGGUUCCAAAACUCUUAAAGAAAUUCAGACUCUCUUAAUGGAAGCAGAAAAUAUGGCACUGAAACGAUGCAAUUUCUCUGCUCCCUUAGUCCCUUUCAGAGAUGUUAAUGAUGUUUCAUUUAUACAAUCAAAGAAGGUGGUUUGCUUCAAUGAACCCUCCACAACUGAUGUUUGUACCCAGAGGGAGUCAUUUGUAGAAGAAGUCCCACACAUCGAAUAUGUACAGAAGGACAUUGGCACACAGACGAACCUUAAGUACCAGAGGGGUGUUGGAAAUUGGGAAUUUAUUAGUUCAGCUACCUUUAGAAGUCCUCUACAGGAAGCAGAAGGCACGGCUAAAGUGGCAUUUGAUGAAACUUUCAGACAAUACAAAGCUGCCAGGCGUGUAAUGAGGUCUGAACCUGAAGGCUGCAGUACAGGCAUUGGGAAUAAAAUUAUUAUCCCUAUGAUGACAAUCAUAAAGAGUGACUCGAGUAGUGAUGUAAGUGAUGGUUGCUGCUCAUGGGACAAUAAUUUACCAGAGUCUUUGGAAUCUGUUUCUGAUGUUUUUCUAAACUUCUUUCCAUAUACUUCACCCAAGACAAGCAUAACAGAUAGCCGAGAAGCUGAGGGGUUGUCAGAGAGUGAAGAUGGCUAUGGUAGUGCAGAUUCCUUGGCUGCACAUGUGAAGUACCUUCUGCAGUGUGAGUCCUCACUGAAUCAAGCCAAACAGAUACUUAAAAAUGCAGAGGAAGAGGAAUACCGGGUUCGAGCCCAAGCCUGGAAUCUAAAGUUUAAUUUAGGACGUGACUAUGGAUGCUCCAUUUCAGAAUUAAAUGAAGAUGACAGGAGGAAAGUGGAAGAGAUAAAAGCAAAGUUGUUUGCUCAUGGAAGAGCAACUCACGUAUCUGAGGGCUUACAGAGUCCACGAGGAAUAGGAUGUUUGCCCGAAGCUGUAUGUAGUCACAUUAUUAUUGAGAGCCACGAGAAAGGAUGUUUCAGGACUCUUACUGCUGAACAACCACGACCAGACAGCCACCGUUGUGUUUUUCGAUCUUUUGAACCUUCAGACUUGAUUAGAGGACAUCGGAGCCCAUCAUCAUGGAGAGGCAGGCACAUCAACCUUUCCAGAUCAAUAGAUCAGAGCAAUCCCCGUUUCAAAGUAGGGAAUUCCUUUCAGUUACAGAGUCAUCCCCCAUUUCAAAAACUUGUACCUGAUGACAUCAAAAUUAGCGAGGGUGUUGGAAUGCCAUUCCAUGCGUCCAUGGAUCCCCAGCCAUCAGAAUUAGUAGGACCUACUUGUGUGCCAGCUAAAGAAAUGGAUUUUCCUUCCUCAUCUCAAAUACUGCCCCCCGAACCCAAGAAGCAGUUCACUACUUCCAUCACUUUUUCUUCUCACGAACACUCUAAGUGCAUUUCUGAUUCCUCUGGUUGUAAGGUUGGUGUUACUGCAGGUAGCCAGUGUCCUGGACCAUCUUUAGGGGUGCUGAAGCCUCAUAUCCCCGAAGAACAGAUUUCUAGAGAUCUUAAACAGAAAGCCUCUUCCCAUUCAUCACUUGAAAGGCAUAGUUAUAGACCAGUGACUAUUUUAGCUGACAGUAGCAGGCAAAGGCAAAAAUUACCUGUUGAUUUUGAGCAUUCUCAUCAAAAAGGAAAACUCUUAAAAGGAUCAGGUUUUAAAGUCAGCCAUUCUGAACCCAGUGUCAGUACAAAUGCCAGCAGUUUCAAGGGAGCUCAGUUUUCUGGUAAGGAUACUACUGUUAGCCAGGACAAACUAACUUCUACAGUAGAGAUAAAAGAGAAGAAUGUAACUAUAACUCCUGAUCUUCCUUCUUGCAUUUUUCUUGAACAAGAGCUCUUUGAAGAAAGCCAUACCCCACAUACAGAUCUUCAUAUGAGAAAAUGCCCUUCUACCUCUUGUCCAGACAUUGCUUGCAUUUUUCUUGAACAGCCAAAACUCUCUGAGCAAAGCAAAGCCCCACAUGUAGAUCAUGAAAUAAGAGAAGAUCACUCUUUCUUUCCUCAGUGCCAGGAUUAUAUACUUGCAGAUCCUUCUCCUGACUUUCCUGAUCAGCAACAGUGCAAACCUCCAGAUGUAGAUGGCCACAUGAGAAAACAACACUGUCUUUCUCAAGUUCAGGAUUGUGAGGUAGAAGAGGUUCAGCAUACACCUCAAUCAUACUUUUCUAAUAUGGUAAAUGUUGAAGCCAAGGUCAGUCCUAUGGUCUCCCAGUCAGCCCCUGACUGUACUGUUGCACCUACUCCACCUUCAAAUAGAAAAGCACUUUCAUGUGUUCGUAUAACUCUUUGUCCCAAGACUUCCUCCAAGUUGGAUAGUGGAACCUUAGAUGAAAGGUUUCAUUCAUUGGAUCCUGCUUCUAAAACAAGGAUUAAUAGUGAGUUUAACUCUGAUCUACGAAUUGUAUCUUCAAGGUCAUUGGAACCAACCUCCAAAUUACUGACCUGUAAACCAGUAGCACAGGAUCAAGAAUCUUUAGUUUUUCUAGGACCUAAAUCUCCACUGGACUUGCAAGUCGCACAGUCUUCUCUUCCAGAUAGUAAGACUAUUUUUCAGGACUUGAAAACCAAACCUCCUCAGAAUAGCCAGAUAGUAACCUCAAGGCAAACACAAGUGAACAUUUCAAAUUUGGAAGAAUAUUCCAAACCAGAAGGGACUCCAGUAUCUGCAGAUGGUUCACAAGAACAGAGUAAGGUUCCCUUUACUACAUCCUCUGGAAAGUUAUCAUCAUCUGAUGCCAUCACUCAGAUAACUACAGAAAGUCCAGAAAAGACUACAUUUUCAUCUGAAAUUUUUAUUAAUGCUGAUGAUCAUGGACAGGAUAUUCUAGACCCCAUGGCCCAAAAGCCAUCCAAGUUUGCCUCAUCAUCUUCAGCGCAGCAAAUCACAGCUUCUCAUGGCAAAGACGCCCAGCCUGUGCUGUUGCCAUAUAAGCCAUCUGGUAGUUCGAAGAUGUACUAUGUUCCACUGUUAAAAACAGUUCCUUCGUAUCUGGAUUCCAGAUCUGACACCACUGUUGAGAGCUCACAUUCAGGCUCCAAUGAUGCUAUUGCCCCAGACUUUCCUCCUCAAGUGCUAGGCACAAGAGACGACGACCUCUCCACCACUGUAAACAUUAAGCAUAAAGAAGGGAUCUAUAGCAGGAGGGCUGCGACCAAGGGGGAAAAGCCCUUUCUGAAGGGGAGUGCAGAGGCCCCAGUUCAAAUGCCUGUAACUUGGGGUGAGAAUGUCUCAGACGAAAACCAAGAAGAGAUCAUCAGUAGAAGAGUUGUGAUCAAGAUGGCAGGACCUGAAGAAAUGUCAUCCCUGGAGAAGGACCUUGCAGGUUCCAGUGAUAUCACUGUACAAGACAGAAAAACUGAAAAUCUGCCAGACGGUAAAUCCAUUAAACAGAAGGAAGGCUCCUUAGAGAUAGAAUCUGAAUGUCAUUCAGCAUUUGAAAACACUACUCACUCUGUCUUCAGAUCAGCCAAGUUUUACUUCCAUCAUCCAGUGCACCUGCCUCAUGAGCAAGAUUUCUGCCAUGAACCUUUGGGAAGGAGUGUUUUCAUGCAACAUUCAUGGAAGGAUUUCUUUCACCAUCACUCAGGACACAGCUGCCUUCCUCCCCCUGGCCCAAGUUUGGACAAGUUGGACAAGACCAAGAUGGAUUGCACCAGAAUUAAGAGCCUCAGCAUCAACUUGAAUUUGGGAGACAAUGAGAAAAUACAGAAUCAGGCUAGAGACCCAAAAAGCAAAAGACAAACAAAUGACCAAAAAACAGAUCAGAAGGUCACCCCAGGGCUAACAGCUGAGUGCCCAGCGAGUUUGAAUGACCUCUGGAACAGGUACCAGGAGCGACAGAAACAACAGAAACCAUCUGGUGCCAGUGAUAAGAAGGAGCUGUCCUUGGUGGAGCGACUUGACCGCUUGGCUAAACUGCUUCAGAAUCCCAUCACACAUUCACUCCAGGCCUCAGAAAGUACACAGGAUGAUAGCAGGGGGCGACAUGGAGCCAGGGGGUGGACUGGGAGGAGGCAACAGCCACAGAAAGGCAAGCAGCAGAGGAAGCGGAGCAAGAGCCUAGAGAGGGUUCAGAGUGCAGGUGACUUCAGGAAAAGCAAGGUGUUUUCUCCUCAUCAAGGUGGGAAAUCCAGUCAGUUUAAGAUUGAGCGGAUUAAACUAGAUAAGUACAUCGUGAGAAGAGAGCCAGAUUGUAAUAACGUCAGCACUACCUCCUUGGAUUCUAGACCCUCAGAGGACACUGAGCUCCUCACAGAGAGCCCCAACCUUUGUUCCAGCACUGAUUCUCCUGUGGAUUCAGAUGUAUUGACCCAAACUGAUAGGGACAUGCCCUUAAAUGACAGGAGCAGCUCCGUAUCCACCAUUGACACAGCCCGAUUGAUCCAGGCUUUUGGCCAUGACAGACUGUAUUUGUCACCCAGACGGAUUAAAUUAUACAGUAGUGUCACUAGUCAGCAACGGAGGAGAUACCUAGAGAGGCCAUGCAAGCACAACAGGAGGGCAUUGAGCACAGCCUGUCCCCAAAUGACUUCUGAGCACACCAGGAGGAGGCACAUCCAGGUGGCAAACCAUACAACUUCUUCUGACUCCAUGUCAUCUGCUGGUAGCUUGCUGAGCUUGGACCCCACUCUUUCCAAUGAGAAAAACGUGCACAUGGUGAACAAGGGUGUGCAAGCUGGUAACUUGGAGAUUGUGACUGGUGUCAAAAAAUACACUCAGGAUGUUGGGGUGACUUUCCCAACUCCCAGUUCUAGUGAGGCCAGAUUGGAAGAGGACAGUGAUGUGACUUCUUCGACAGAAGAAAAAGCCAAAGAGAAAAAGUUUCUUUCCAAUUAUGUGCGGUCCAAAAACUUAAGGAAGAACAAGUCAAAUCCCUCUGAAGGAAUCUCAUGGUUUGUUCCUGUGGAAAAUGGAAAGUCUGGAUCUAAGAAGGAAAACCUGCCCAAGAUUUACAGACCUGGUAUCUCCUGGUUUGAACCAGUGACCAAAACCAAACCCUGGAGGGAACCACUGAGGGAGCAAAACCGGCAGGCACAGAGCCUGGGAAGCCCGGGCAGGGCGAGUGGCCAGGUUUCUCUUCGGCCGUUUGUGAGAGCAACCCUGCAGGAAUCACUUCAUCUUCACAGACCUGAUUUCAUCUCCCGCUCUGGGGAGCGGAUAAAGCGUCUGAAGUUACUAGUCCAAGAGAGGAAGCUACAGAACCUGUUCCAGAAUGAGCGGGAGGCUCUGUUCAACACUAUGAGGCCUCUGCCUAGGAGAGUCCUCCUGGCUGUCCAGAAGAACAAGCCUAUCGGGAAGAAGGAAAUGAUUCAGAGGACCAGACGGAUUUAUGAGCAGCUUCCAGAAGUGAAGAAGAAGAGAGAAGAGGAGAAGAGAAAAUCAGAAUAUAAAUCCUACCGGCUGCGAGCUCAGCAUUAUAAAAUGAAAGUGACCAAUCAUCUCCUGGGGAGAAAAGUGCCUUGGGACUGACGUGACUACUUUCUUCAGAGCCUAGGAAUACUUUUUUUAUGAGCCCAAAGAGGCUAAUUUAUAUUUUAAUGGGUGUGAUUUAAUAAAGCACUAUUUAUGUGUAACUUAGUACCUGUGGGAUCUGGGGCAGAGGCAGAGUCGCUGGGAAUUUGGAAUUAGGUCUCCCUUUCUCCACUGAGGCCUUGCCCGCAGGCCAUGCCUUAUGAUGGAACUCUUGAGUUCUAGGAGAAGGAGCCCCUGCUUGUUAUGUGCUUUUAUACUUUUAGAAAAUAAAUCACUGCUGAUUGGCACUGCU
Apodemus sylvaticus (European woodmouse) is the source of this 11608-nucleotide messenger RNA. It is a transcript of the gene Alms1, whose product is annotated as ALMS1 centrosome and basal body associated protein. The coding region runs from base 67 to 11313 and encodes 3748 amino acids. The transcript is spliced from 23 exons. NCBI's taxonomy places the organism in Eukaryota, Metazoa, Chordata, Mammalia, Rodentia, Muridae. Gene Ontology annotation, cellular component: cytosol; centriole; centrosome. Gene Ontology annotation, biological process: regulation of centriole replication. The record is from RefSeq and is a predicted model, not a curated record.